Messenger RNA from Colletotrichum destructivum, 1212 nucleotides. RefSeq names its product Putative metal-dependent hydrolase, composite domain superfamily. The record is from RefSeq and is a predicted model, not a curated record. Gene Ontology annotation, molecular function: hydrolase activity, acting on carbon-nitrogen (but not peptide) bonds. NCBI's taxonomy places the organism in Eukaryota, Fungi, Ascomycota, Sordariomycetes, Glomerellales, Glomerellaceae. The transcript has a single exon. The coding region runs from base 1 to 1212 and encodes 403 amino acids.
AUGGUCAAAAUAUUGAUCCAAAAUGUCCGCAUGUUCGAUAGCGACGCCAUUCUUAAACCUGGCAAUGUUGUCUUUACGCGAUCCGCCGGAAAUAUUCAAAACUACAUGGCUGACGACUCCGACGCCGAGACUUCCGACUUUGUCAUUGACGGCCGAGGCUGCUCACUCAUACCCGGUCUCAUCGACGUCUAUGCCAAUAUCAAAGGCGCCAACGCAGCCCUUGGCACGUAUGCGAGCCAGGGUGUCACAACCGUCCUCGACAUGAGCAGCACCACCCAGCAAUGUCAGGCCAUGCGCGUCUACGCCGCCGGCAGAACGGGACUCUCGACCUUCCUCACCAGCGGUACAGAAGCAUCUCCUGCCCGAGGCUACCAGCCGCGGCUUCUCGACAUCCCAGACGGCUACGUUAUCCGGACGCGCGAGGAUGCCAUGGCCUUUGUCUCGUCAAGGUCCAGUGGCCCGGACCGCUCGGACUUCAUCAGGGUCCCGGUCGACCCUGACUCGUUCGACGACGACAUCCUCAAGACCCUCGCCGACGCUGCCCACGCUCACGGGAAGCUGAUCAUCGCCCGCACCGCUGGCAAGGCGUCCUAUGAGCGCGCCCUGCUCGCCGGCUUCGACGUCUUUGUCCACGCGCCCCUGGACGCGCCCAUUGACACCGCGCUGGCGCUCAAAAUGGCGGCCAAGAACGUAAUAUUCGUGCCGACGCUCACCAUGAUGCGACGGCGCGCCUCGGCCAUUGGCUCCAACGCAAACAAUACUACUGCCAUCUCCUCCCCAGGCCCCGACAAGACCACGGCAAAUCAGGGCCCUGUCGAGCACUCCCGCACCGACUUCGUUCCCGGUGGCAGCUAUGAUAACGCGACGCAGAGCGUGCGCACACUCUACGACGCCGGCGUCACUAUCUGCGCCGGCACGACGGCGAACCCGGUCCCGGGGUCCCGGAUCCCUUUUGGCGAGAGCCUGCACGAGGAGCUGCGCCUGCUGGUCGAGGCUGGCAUGCCCGUGCUCCAUGUACUCCGCUCGGCGACCUGCGUGGCGGCCACGGCCUUCCGGCUCAGCGACCGCGGCAUAGUUUGGGGUGGCCUCCGGGCCGACCUGGUGCUCGUCGAGGGAAACCCGCUCGAGGACAUUACCGCCACGAGGAAAAUCAGGAAGAUAUGGAUCCGCGGGGAGGAAACCGAGCCGUCCGCCGCGGCGGCUGAGAUAUGA